AUGUCCCGCUGGGGCGCGGAUGCAACCAACCAACUUCACGUUCGAUUCAAAAGCUGUGCUCUCGGGAAGUACUGGAAGGUCAAGAAGAAGUUGCUGAUCGACCACGGCGCGUGGAAGGACACGUCCAUUUUAGGCUCCAGUCCUCACACUGGCUUCCAGCACCUCGCGUGCGCGUCCGAGGAGGAGAUCGACGACCUUGUCCGACUGAGUAUGGGGUCUGACUGUGGAGGCGGGAAAGACGCCUUCACGAUCAUGGUAUUCGAGUGCGCCAAGAAGUUCCAGGUGCCAGAGGCGACGUUGAAUUCGCUCACCGAGCACAUCCAGAGUUUCUUCGCCAAGGCGUCCUCGUGA
Prorocentrum cordatum is the source of this 351-nucleotide messenger RNA. Lineage: Eukaryota; Dinophyceae; Prorocentrales; Prorocentraceae. The record is from the annotation of a GenBank genome assembly.